This is a messenger RNA of Fundulus heteroclitus (mummichog), 470 nucleotides long. RefSeq names its product cytochrome c oxidase subunit 7B, mitochondrial. Gene Ontology annotation, biological process: mitochondrial electron transport, cytochrome c to oxygen. NCBI's taxonomy places the organism in Eukaryota, Metazoa, Chordata, Actinopteri, Cyprinodontiformes, Fundulidae. The coding region runs from base 101 to 337 and encodes 78 amino acids. The transcript has 3 exons. The record is from RefSeq and is a predicted model, not a curated record.
ACUACGUCACUUGAACGCCACAGCUUCCGGUAUAUUUUCCUUCUUCAGGCGGCCAUAUUGGGCUUUUUCAAGGGUAUCUGAAGACGCCAGGCCAGACAACAUGUACCGGUUUGCAAAAGCUGUCGCUAACAUCGGUGGCCAGGCUGUUCGGCAGGUGAGGCACGGAUCCACCGCCACUCAGAACUUCCACUCCAAGUACGGCAUGGGUGUGCUGGUCAGCGGGACAGUCUUCUGCAGCGUGGUGUGGGGAUAUGUACUGACUCAGACAGGAAUCGAGUGGAAUCUGUCCCCAGUCAACAGAGUGAUGCCCAAACCAUGGAGGGAGGCAGAGGAGUGAAGAGUCAACAUGACGGACCUGGAUCCCAACCUUCUAAUUGUAUAGAUGGAGAACCAUUAUCUGUGUGCUCAGAUAGUGAACUACCGUGUUUAUUCCAACAUCCUGUUUUGUCCAAAUAAAUUGAUUCCACUUA